CACUGAUAUAUUGUUUCAGUGGAGACACAGCAACAUGUUUGUUCAACGCACCCCACGAAGAAGAAGGGCUGCCCCGAGUCCUGCCAGGAAAGUUGAUGACUUUGGACGCCCAGUGCCGAAGGGAUCGAGGAACCAGUGCUUGUUUUAAAGAUGAAAGAGUUUGCGCUCAAUUAUUUUGUUUUGACGCAACAAGUGGCUACUGCGUGGCUUACAGACCUGCUGCUGAAGGAUCAUCAUGUGGAGAUGGUCAG
Messenger RNA from Agrilus planipennis (emerald ash borer), 251 nucleotides. RefSeq names its product zinc metalloproteinase-disintegrin-like VLAIP-B. The record is from RefSeq and is a predicted model, not a curated record. NCBI's taxonomy places the organism in Eukaryota, Metazoa, Arthropoda, Insecta, Coleoptera, Buprestidae.